AUGCCUAGGUAUGCAAAGUUCUUAAAGGAGAUUCUUAGCAACAAAAGGAAGUUUGAGGACUUGGCGUGCGUGACAUUAAAUGAGGAAUGUACGGUAAUUUUCCAGAACAAGUUACCAAAAAAGCGACAUGAUUCAAGGAAUUUUACUAUUCCUUGUGUUAUAGGUAACUUAUCUAUUGAUGAUGCUUUAGCUGAUUUAGGGGCUAGUAAUAAUGCAAUGUCAUACAGCCUGUUUGCAAAGUUAGGGCUGGGAGAGACUAAACCCACUAGGAUGAGUAUACAGUUAGCUGAUAGGUCUAUUAAGUAUCCUAGGGGUAUUGUAGAGAAUGUGCUUGUAAAAGUAAAUAAAUUUUUAUUUCCUGUUGAUUUUGUGAUCUUAGACAUGGACGGUGAUGUUGAAGACCCUCUACAAGUUACUUUGCCAAGGGGAAAUGAGCAUGAGCUGUCAAAUGAGGAAGUUUUAGAGCAGUUUGAGUUUCUGUUAGCAAACGAGCCAAGCAAUAAUACUGAUGAGUUUGUUGUGAUUGAAAGUAUAGGCGUGCAAAAGUUGAGGCCAUCACUUGAGGAACCACCAGUUCUCGAUUUGAAAGAGCUUCCACAUCAUCUCGACUAUGCACAUAUAGAUGAGGAUAAUAGGUUGCCUGUCACUCUAGCAUCAAACUUGACACCCGAGGAUGAUGGUGGAUUGGACACUGAGAUUGAGGAAGAGGAAGAUAUGCUACCACUUGAGGAUUCAAGUGAUAUUGAGAUGCUAGUAAGUGAAGAGAUAUUAGUGGCACGAAGAGCCUUGAGCGCACAUGCCAAAGUAGAUGAGGCACAACGUGAUAAUAUUUUCAUACUAGAUGCCAUGUAA
This is a messenger RNA of Ricinus communis (castor bean), 852 nucleotides long. RefSeq lists its product as uncharacterized. Bases 1 to 852 code for a protein of 283 amino acids. The record is from RefSeq and is a predicted model, not a curated record. The transcript is spliced from 3 exons. Lineage: Eukaryota; Viridiplantae; Streptophyta; Magnoliopsida; Malpighiales; Euphorbiaceae.